CUGGAGGUGUAUUAAGGGUGUUACCCUUUAUUUAAAGUUCACUGAAAGUUCUUAUUUGUGUGGUUCUCCAGUAAACAGCAAGUCAAAUUCCUUGUACAGUACAUGUGAUCUUAUUCGGCCAAUAAAAACUUAUUCUGAUUCUACAGGAUUAAACAUAAUCGUUACAUUAAAGGACUGAUCUAAUAACAUUAUGCUAACCUACAACUGCUGCUGGGGAUGAUAGGGAAUGCAAAUUCCCACACUAUAGUUCAUAUUUGUAUACAUCGGGGCGAAACGAGGAUCGUGUAAUAUGUAGAGUUUUUCAAUGAGGACAAUAAUACAAUUACAUUCUUAGAGGCGGUAUGAAGAAAUUGAAACUUACAGGACCGAUGUUAUAUACUUUGGCGCAAAACAGAAAGGUCAUUAAGGGCCGACGCUGCUUACACGUCCCUCACCACAAGCCCAUCUAUACACCGACAAGGUUAAAAAAUUGUGGGGGAAAUAGCUUUCAAAGAAAAAACCUUUCAUAAAAGACAGAAGACGCUCUCAACAGGCAACUGCUGUCAGUUAUCAUGGCCCAAAGGAUGGAUCAUGUUGAGCCAAAACCCGGUGACCUAAUUGAGAUUUCUCGUGGGAUAUACCAGCACUGGGCCACAUACGUUGGAAAUGAUAAUGUCAUCCACCUCACCACACCAAACGAGGCAGGAUCCAACAGCACGAUGUCUGUCUUGAAUGACAAGGGCAUUGUAAAAAUGGAAAAGCUGUCAGAUGUGGCAGGUGGAAAUGAAUACCGCAUCAACAACCGUAUGGAUGAUAAAUAUGAGCCCAAGAGUGGCAGCAACAUUGUGAAUGAUGCUCAGAGUCUGGUGGGUCAGAAGGUGCCAUACAGUGUCAUUAAUAGCAACUGUGAGCAUUUUGCGACAGGCAUGAGGUACGACAAGCCUGAGUCCCAACAGGUGCGUGGUGCCGUGCAGACGGCUGCAGGAGUGGGAGCUGCUGCGAUCGGUGUGGGUCUGCUGGCUGCAGGUGCUUCUGCUAUGUUUGGUAGCAGGGCGAAAGAGCGGAGGAACAGUCAGUGAGAUGAAGCCUGACAGUGGAGGUGGAGGGUCAGCUUAAGCACAGACCUGCACAAACCGUGUGCCCCACCCAGCCUGAAUGACAUCCUGCUUCCUUACUGCUCACUGCUGAAGUAUUUACUGGGAAAUCUGUAAAUGUGUGUCUAUCUCAAAACCUUCUCAACCUUCAAAUUGAUUUUAAUGCACAAUGGUAAACUGAUAACUGCCAGCAAAUGGAUACUGAUGUUUUGCCAAGCAGAUAAGCUGACAUAAGAGUAGUGAGCUGAGCUCUAUUUGAUGCCAUGCAGUGAGAACUGGAAUGAUUUGUACAUUUACAUUCUAAUUGUUAGCUUUGUGCCAAGGAUUUUUAAAAGUUAUACUCUGCAAUAAAGGGUAAUUUACAUGAUCUAAUACUUUUUAAAAACUGAAUAUUUAUUAAAGUGAUUUUUGGAACUAAUCUGUUAAUUUCUUAAGGAGAAAUUGAAACUUUGAUAAUUCACUUUAUAUGACCUGACUGUUUUGCUUUCUCUUGGUGUUUUAUUGUUUUCAAUAUAAAAUAAUUAAACUGCAAUAACUGAU
Messenger RNA from Brienomyrus brachyistius, 1613 nucleotides. RefSeq names its product phospholipase A and acyltransferase 3-like. The record is from RefSeq and is a predicted model, not a curated record. Lineage: Eukaryota; Metazoa; Chordata; Actinopteri; Osteoglossiformes; Mormyridae. Gene Ontology annotation, cellular component: cytoplasm. The transcript is spliced from 5 exons. Bases 552 to 1058 code for a protein of 168 amino acids. Gene Ontology annotation, molecular function: glycerophospholipid phospholipase A1 activity; A2-type glycerophospholipase activity. Gene Ontology annotation, biological process: N-acylphosphatidylethanolamine metabolic process.